This is a messenger RNA of Trichobilharzia szidati, 1093 nucleotides long. The record is from the annotation of a GenBank genome assembly. NCBI's taxonomy places the organism in Eukaryota, Metazoa, Platyhelminthes, Trematoda, Strigeidida, Schistosomatidae.
GCUUAUUGAUUAUUAUUUGUGGGAUUAUUCCAUAUUAUUUUUUUGUGAUUAAACCAUGCGUUCUGGUCGUGCAGCAUGGAUAGGAUUAAAUACAGCCUCAUAUAUAUGUGAAUUAAUAUUCUUGGGUUUAGCCAUAGCAGUUCAAAUUUCACCAGACUGGGCAGUUUAUGAUGUGCCAUACAUUGGAGCUGUCACUGAUUAUAACCAGUUGAGUCGAUCACGUGGAUUGUGGAAACAAUGUGUAACAAAUCAAAUAGUAACUUCAUCGUUUAACGGUCAAUGUUAUUACCUUGAACCUUUUGAUGGAUCCGGCGGUUACAAUGCUAAUGUUCAACCGAUAUUAUCAAUGAGGACUGCUAUAAAUGCUUUGCAAAUCAUAGUUAUUAUAUUGGUCGCUUUAAUUAUUUCUAUUACGUGUGCUUUCUUAAUUCUAUCAUGGAAAAGACCAGAAAAGUGUAAACCAAGAAGUGGACAGUAUACAGCAUUAGGCGGAGGAGCUGCAUUAUGGUUUAUGGGUCUCAUCUACUUCAUAAGCCUGCUAAUCUACUAUGAAGUUAUGUCACAAGAGAAUUAUCGAUUGGAUACUUCAUUAAGAUCUGCACGAUCAUCUUGGUCAAUUACUGUUCGUAAUAAUGCAGUUUAUCUUGCUGGUGGUAUGAUACCAAUGGCUUGGUCAGCAUGUGUCCUGUUAUAUGCUGGUAGUUUUUUUCAGCUUGGCGCAAGUGCUCUUCAACGACCCCCAGCCAUUGAGGAGUAGGAAGCUAAGAAGAUGAGACAAUUGAAGUUUCAUUUUCAUGUACUUAACUAACACGUUUGUUUACUGACCUUCCAGCUGUUCUAAUUCCAUUUGUCAAUAAAUAUCCUUAUGUGCUUUAACUAUUAUCUAACUAGUAAUUCUGAUAAAGAAUUUUGAUGCUUACCUAAUACUUAGCAAACCUGUGUAUCUUAGAUGUGUCUUUUUCUGUUGAAAUAAUUUUGAUUUUUCUCCCACUGUAAGAAUUAUCAUAAAUUAAUUUUUACUUUUUUUUGUUAUUGUUGUUGUAAUAAUGCCCACAAGUUGUGAUUAUAGAAAUUAAAACAUUGGACAGUUCAA